AUGCUCGCCACCACGCUCGAGGUCGGCGACGAGAAGACGGCGGCGCUGCACGUCGCGUCCUACGAGACGUUCCACCGCUGGGUCGAGGGCGGCGCGCUCGAGAGCGUGCGCUGCGAGCUGAGCGCGACGCUCUUCCCCGUCUUCGCGCAGUGCUUCCUCGUCGUCGUCGCGACGGAGGCCGAGGCGUCGGGCGAGGACGGCGGCGAGCCCGCGUCGCGCGCGUUUCUCGAGCGGUGGGGCGCGUCGCACGCGGACCGCUUCGCCGCCGAGGUCGAGGCGCUGCGGCUCGUGACGAGCCCCGUCGUCGCGGCGAAGGACGCCUACUGCGCGCGGCUCCGCGGCGGCCGCUGGGUCGUGCCGCUGAGCGGCGCCGCGCAGGCGCUGCUGGGCGACUUCCUCACGUCGACGGGCAACGCCGCGGUGCUCAAGGUCUUCAACGAGAAGGUAACUUUAGACGGCACGGCGCCGGGCCGCGGCGAGGCCGCGGCGCUCGUGGAGACGAGCGGCGACGAGGUCGAGGCCGCGGCGGCCGCGCGCGCGGGCGCGGCGCCGCCGCCCGCGCGGCUCGGCGUGCUCCUCGGCAGCGAGGCGCUCGACGGCGGCGCGCCCGCGGGCCGCGCGCCGGCGCCGGACUGGGACGACGACUACGGGCGGGGCCUCCUGCGCGACGGGUCGCGGCGCCCCCUCGCGCCGCCGCCGCCCGCGGGCCUCGUGGGCAGAGGCCGCGCGCCGCUCGACGCGCUCAAGCCGACGGUGCUCGACGCGCGCGUCGCGGGCGCGGACGCGGCGCGCCUGAGCUGCUGCGCGGCGUCGCGCGACGCGACGCGGCUGGCCGGCGGCUUCGCCGACGCGUCCCUGCGGCUCUGGCGCGUCGACGAGCUCGCGGGCGACGACGCGGGCUCCUCGGACGCGGAGGCCGCGACGACCGCGCUCGUCGCGCACGACCGGCCCGUCUACGCGCUGGCCUGGAGCUCCGAGAGCCGCUACCUGCUCUCCGGCGGCGGCGACGGGUGCUGCGUGCUCUGGGACGCCGACGCGCCCGGCCGCGGCGGGCCGGGCGCGUCGGGCGCGCCGCUCUGCUCCUACGCGGCGCACGUCGCGCCGUGCUGGUCCGUGGCCUGGUGCGCGGCGUCCGGGGGCCACGUCUUCGCCACGGGCGGCGGCGACCGCACGGCGCGCCUCUUCGCCACGGACCGCGCGGACCCGCUCCGGGUCUUCGCGGGCCACUGGGCCGACGUGAGCGCCGUCUGCUUCCACGCGAACGCGCACUACGUCCUCUCCGCGUCCCACGACAAGACGUGCCGGCUCUGGGACGUGCGCGCGGCCGGCGGGCCGGGCCGCCGCUGCGCGCGCGUGCUCGACGGGGCCGCGGGCGCGCUCGCGGCCUGCGACGCGUGCCCGUCGGGGCGGAAAGCGGCCGCCGCGGGGCUCGACGGCGGCCUCCACCUCUGGGACCUCGACAGCGGCCGCAAGCUCAGCUCGACGAAGGCGCACCGGGGGCCGGCCUACGUCGCCAAGUUCUCCGCGGACGGCGCCGCCGUCGCGACGAGCGGCCGCGACCGGAGCCUGAAAGUGUGGGACGCGGCCGCGCUCGCGGCGGCCGCGGGCGACGACGUCGCGCCGGCCCACGCCGUCGAGACCACGGACUCGCCCGUCUUCGACGUCGCCUGGACGCCGGGCAACCUCUGCCUCGCGUCCGGGCCCCUCCUCGCCUGA
Molecule: messenger RNA, 1716 nt
Organism: Aureococcus anophagefferens
Lineage: Eukaryota; Pelagophyceae; Pelagomonadales; Pelagomonadaceae
Exons: 1
Coding region: 1-1716 (571 amino acids)
Biological process (GO): transcription initiation at RNA polymerase II promoter
Cellular component (GO): transcription factor TFIID complex
Molecular function (GO): protein binding; RNA polymerase II general transcription initiation factor activity
Source: RefSeq, a predicted model, not a curated record